Lampris incognitus (smalleye Pacific opah) is the source of this 1659-nucleotide messenger RNA. Its product is annotated as actin-binding LIM protein 3-like. Gene Ontology annotation, biological process: cilium assembly; lamellipodium assembly. The record is from RefSeq and is a predicted model, not a curated record. Gene Ontology annotation, cellular component: stress fiber; actin cytoskeleton. NCBI's taxonomy places the organism in Eukaryota, Metazoa, Chordata, Actinopteri, Lampriformes, Lampridae. The transcript has 15 exons. Gene Ontology annotation, molecular function: actin filament binding. Bases 1 to 1659 code for a protein of 552 amino acids.
AUGGAGAGACGCUGUUCGGCGCUCUUGGUCCGUAUGUCCCCGCCACUUUCCCAAACUCAGGACUUCCCUUCGGAAGGCGCUGGACGCGUCGGCGUCAACGGGUCUGUAUGGGAUAUCAUACGGACCCGUUACCCACCGGGCACAGCACUACCCGGCUCUCAGCAGGCGGAGGAGGAGGAUGGGGAUGGGGAUGGGGAUGAGAAUGCAGUGCAGUACCAGUCUGGUCUGUAUGGGAGCAAUGGGAACAGCUCUAGCCCCGUGGCCGGGCGCGGGAGUUCAUCCAUCAUGUGCGAGCGCUGCAGGGAGGCGUGUCGAGGAGAGGUGGUUCGCGUCAAGAACACACACUUCCAUGUGAACUGUUUCACCUGCCAAGUGUGUGGCUGUGACCUGGUGCGCGCUGGCUUUUUCCAUCACUCUGGGGAGUACAUCUGCACAGAGGACUACCAGCGCCUGUACGGGACCCAGUGUGACAGCUGUGACCAGUACAUCACAGGAGAGGUGGUGUCCGCCCUGGGCAGAACAUAUCACCCCCGAUGCUUCGUCUGCAGCAUCUGCAGGAGCCCGUUCCCUAUCGGAGACAGGGUGACCUUCUGCGGAAAGAAGUGUGUGUGUCAGCAGUGUUCACAUACUCUGAACAGCGACAAGCCCGUCAAGGUCCAUGGACCAAGCUACUGCUCCGGCUGUGGAGAGGAGAUCAAGCAGGGUCAGUCCCUCUUGGCCCUGGAGAGACAAUGGCACGUCAGCUGUUUCAAAUGUCACACCUGUGGCUGCACGCUGACCGGGGAGUACAUCAGCAAGGACGGAGUACCGUACUGUGAGUCGGACUACCAUGCACAGUUCGGGAUCAGAUGCGAGACUUGCAACAGAUUCAUCAGCGGCAGAGUGCUGGAGGCGGGAGGGAAGCACUACCACCCCAGCUGUGCCAGAUGUGCCCGCUGUCACAUGAUGUUCCUGGAAGGAGAGGAGAUGUAUUUAACAGGUUCAGAGGUUUGGCAUCCAAUGUGUAAAGAAGCAACUCGAAUGGAGAGAAAGCUGAGGCUGAGGCGAACUUCUGAGACGGCGUCCAUUUCUCCUCCAGGCUCCAGUAUCAGCUCUCCACAUAGACUCAUCUGUGGCAAAGCAGACAGUGACUCUUUAGACUACAAGCAGUUGACGGCUUUGCCCAGAGUGAAAGCCAUCUAUGAAAUCCAGCGGCCCGAUGUCAUUCCAUACCAGGCCUACCACAUGCACACACACCUCUCAGAGGACACACUGGAGCGAUACAGCUGCAGACAGUCAAUGGGCUCCUUGUCUCCUUACUCUCAGGACCUCUUAGAGAGUGUAGAAAUAAGAACAAGACGUUCCUCCAGCCCUGCCUACACCGACUCUCCUUCACACAGUCGCCUUGGAGGCUCCCCAUUACACUACUGUCACCCCGAAAGUGAGAGUGGCAGGAGUUCGCCCUAUCACAGUCAGCCAGACCCCAGGUCUACCACACCCACCACCUACCAAGCCCCCAAGCAUUUCCAUGUACCAGCAUCUGACGUGACCAACAUCUACAGGAAACCUCCCAUCUACAAGAGACAAGGCGUUUCAGACCCGGACUUCAUUUACCCUGCAGCCUGCGCCAGCUUGCUUCCAGCUCUUCCAGCUCCUCUGACGGUCUUGUUGGAGAGUUAA